GAACGAGCCGAGCUGACAGACCGGGAUCGAAUCUCUUCCGUUCGGUUGGUUUCGUGUCAGUCCUGAUAGAUGCACGCUUGUGGGUAGUGUCGACUCUCUUUGGUUAGGAAAAAAAAAACACAUCAUUUUAUUCGGGAGUUGCAUUAAUUAGACGAAUUCACUGCGAAGCGAUGGCGUCUUUAUUGUUCUGCGGGCCGAAGCUGGCGGCUUGCGGGAUCGUGCUUAGCAUCUGGGGGGUGAUUAUGCUGGUGAUGCUGGGAAUCUUUUUCAAUGUGCACUCGGCUGUGCUGAUUGAAGAUGUCCCUUUCACAGAGGCGGACUUCCACGAGGAUAAGUCUCCUCCUCAGCGGAUCUAUGCCCUGUAUGAUCAGGUCAGCUACAAUUGCUUCAUCGCGGCCGGGAUAUACGUGCUGCUCGGGGGAUUGUCCUUCUGCCAGGUGCGACUCAACAAGCGCAAAGAGUACAUGGUGCGCUAGUCCGGAGCGGCACUGCGCGGCAUCGCCCCCCCUCUGCUGGUCAUCUCCGGAACUGCAGCCUGCUUAAUCGUUCUCUCUCUCUCUGCACUGAAACUUGUGUUUGUCUGAAAUUCCCGUAACUCUGUUCUGUUUUUAAAGGUUCUGUUUAUUACUUUUAUAGGAGGGGGGUCUUCAUUUUGUUGGGUUGAUUUUGGGGGGUGUCUUUGUUCCGACCCCAGUUCUAAAACUGAUCUGAAUGAAAUAAAUGUGCUUCAUGAUCUCAUCGUUCCUGUUAAACGAGCCCGGAGCGGAGGGGGGCGCUCCAGGACUGGCAGUGCAAACCGCUGCUCUGAGAUGCGUUUGUAUUUAAUAAUGUACGGGAUGUGUUCAAACGAUGUGCAUUCCAGAGAGAUAUCUCAAUCUCACCUCCCUCCCUCUAUCUCUCCUUCCCUCUCUGUCUCUGUGUAAAUAUCCCAGGCUCCGUGUUCUACAUGUUUAGACAUUGUGAUGUAUUUCAGUAGCUGUUUGAUUAUUACAGUGAUAUAUAACAGAGAAUAUAAACGAACGUGUCAGUCAGUAUAGAUGAGUUUUCUUAGAAAGCGUUGUUUUUUUUUUUCUUGUUGUUUUUGUUUUAAAACCCCCUGUGACUGAAUGUUGACAAUAAAGUGAGUUUGACGGAGA
Polyodon spathula (Mississippi paddlefish) is the source of this 1136-nucleotide messenger RNA. It is a transcript of the gene rnaseka, whose product is annotated as ribonuclease, RNase K a. Lineage: Eukaryota; Metazoa; Chordata; Actinopteri; Acipenseriformes; Polyodontidae. The coding region runs from base 171 to 476 and encodes 101 amino acids. The transcript is spliced from 3 exons. The record is from RefSeq and is a predicted model, not a curated record. Gene Ontology annotation, molecular function: RNA endonuclease activity.